AUGCAAACUGUAGAACAGCAACGACGUUUGAUUGACGCCAAUCGGCGAAUGAUUCAUGAUCGUGAGUUACGUGGGAAUCGUGUCGAUAAUGCACCUAUACGUUUAGCUGUCCUCAGGAAUGAGAUACUGUUUGAGGAACGUGAAAUGGCUCGUUUAAAAAUGAUAGAACGUGAAACACAGGAAGCAGCAGCUCGUCGAAGGAUUGCUGAAAGGCAAUUGAGUGAUUUGCAGAUUAGUUAUACGUCACAGGAACAACAUUUAAGAAGUGUGAUUUCUAAGAUUACUUCCUUACAGGCACAGUUGGAUAUAUUACGUCGUCGUCGGUUGAUAGCAUUAAAUGCCGCUCGGGAACAGCAACAGAAAUUGAUGAACUCGCAACUGAGGCCUACAAGCGUCGAUACUACGCAAACAUUAUCUAUAAUGUCAUCAUCAUCAGUUGCAGCAUCAAACAGUGAUAUCAUUUUACGAAAUGAUACUAAUGGAUCGAAAUCUCUCACAUUAACUUCCCAGAAUUCAGCACCUCAUAUUAGGCGAAUGGAUUUUCUAGGAAAUGACAUUGGAAUAUUGCAGCAGAUUCCACCUACCUCAGAUUCUGGAAGGUUAAGACAUCCUUCUGUUGAUUUGCCCUAUCGACCAAGAGCGUCUAUUGAACCUUUUCAAAUUACUCAGUCAAAAUCUCUCGUGGAUACCAAAUCUGAGCUGUCUUCAAGCUGUCCUCCUCAGCUCCUAAAUAAAUCAUUCAGCGUUUCUACGUUUGCAAGAGACAAAGCAAAUUUUACCUAUGUGGAUCGUAAUAGUUCACCUUCACCACCGAAAGAUCCAUAUCCAACAGUUGAAAAUACAUUUAAUAAUGAAAGAGCAAAACUGGAGGAGAAGACGUUCGAUGCAGUUGAUCACCUAAGUAAAAAAUUAUCAUCGUCUACAUCUGAAAUAGUGGAAAAGCUUGUGCCGCAAGAACAGAAGAAUAUCAUUAUGAAGUCGAAUAGUACUGCAGUAAUGCAAGAUGAACAGUUACCGUCAAAGACAGUCGAUAGUACGAAACUAACGGGAGCAGAUCAAAUCUCUAUACGACCCGAUACAUUACGUGCUGCAAAGAGAAGAUCCUGGGCUCUUCAAGAUGGUGCAUCAUGCGAUGAAACGGAAUACAUCCGGAAGAUUUUACUUGACGAACAGAAAAAGGGUCGUACUCAUUUAUUGGUCGGAUGUAAUAUUGGCAAUCUUUUUGCCGUUGCAAACAAGAGUGCAACUGCAAUAAGCAAACCGGAAAUAAUUCAUGAAGAAGAAAAGGAAACUGUGGAAGAUACUACGACAACACCUCCCGAAUAUGUAUGUGAACUUCUUAUGAAGGAUACUCAACUUGAUGAAUUACCAGUUGAAAUUGACGAAGUGGAAGAAUAUGGGCAAGAAAAGGUGUCUGUUAAUAAGGAAGAUGUUGGAGAAGUAAUUAAUGGAAUGGAAGUGAAAAAUAAAACAUCGGGUAUUGCAGAACUUAUCAAGCCAUUACCGAAGAAGGGUAUUCUUCGUCUCAGCAAAGUUAAAAAAGUUCCAAGAACAGUGGUUUUCGAUCCGCUUGCAUUAUUAUUAGAUGCAGCUCUCGAAGGUGAAAUGGAUCUGGUGAAAGCAAGUGCCGCAAAGUUGCCAAAUAUAUCAGCUUGUAAUGAUGAAGGGAUUACAGCGCUGCAUAAUGCAAUUUGUGCUGGUCAUUAUGAGAUUGUGCGUUAUUUGGUGGAUUCGUUUGCUGAUGUAAAUGCGCAAGAUUCAGAUGGCUGGACACCAUUACAUUGUGCUGCGUCAUGCAACAAUUUGCCAAUGGUAAAGUUACUGGUGGAAAAUGGUGCGUGCAUUUUUGCACAAACAUUAUCAGACCUGGAAACACCAGUUGAAAAAUGUGAGGAAGAUGAAGAUGGUUAUGAAGGUUGUCAGCUCUAUCUCAAAGCUGCUGACCAGGAAGCUGGAGUUGUGAAUGAUGGAUUAAUGUAUGCAGCAUAUGAUUAUGAUAAAGAACAAGAAGAUGAAUUAAGCUUUCCGGUUGGUGCAUGUUUGCGGGUAUUGGAAAAAGGUGUCGAUGGUAGGACAUGGUGGCUUUGUGAGAUUACAACGGCACAUUGUGCUAUCAGAAAUGAGACAUCUAAACGAGGCUUGGUACCACGAAAUUACUUAUCACUCUAUCCAAGCUUAUCAAAACGAAAUACUGAUUUCAAAAUGUUUGAUUUACCGCAAUUACCUAAAAUUCAUGAUUCAAAAAAAGAUAAUACGAAUGACAAAGAAUGGCGAAGGAGUAAUUCAAUGAAUGAAAAAAUUGCUGGGGAAAAUAUUGAAGGGACAAUUGUUGAGCAAUCAAUACCAAUUUCAGUUUCAUAG
This is a messenger RNA of Acanthocheilonema viteae, 2361 nucleotides long. The record is from the annotation of a GenBank genome assembly. NCBI's taxonomy places the organism in Eukaryota, Metazoa, Nematoda, Chromadorea, Rhabditida, Onchocercidae.